AUGCUACAGAAAGACCCCACACGCAGACCCACACCAACACACCUACUCAGGGAUCCCUUUCUUCAGGCCUUCGUACACAGACACACACAACCACCACCCCUGCCCAUACACCAACAACAACAUAUGCAUGUGCUGCAGCAGCAGCAACUGCAGCAGCAGCAGCAGCAGCAGAUAAGGCCGCCUCAACAGAACAUGCAACAAAUACACCACAGACAGCAGCAAGGAGACAGUCCGUAUGAACAGCAGCCUGAAGACUUCUUCGCUGCAGACGAGAUUCUAGACGGAGACAGGCAGCAGCAACAGCAGCAGCAGCAGCAGCAGCAGCAGCAGCAGCAGCAGAGUUCAAAUAUGAGAAGAGGCACACGCGCUCCUUCUUUUGCUGUCUUCACGGAUGAGUAUCUCCACAUCAUCCUCGGCAGAAUUGCAGAAAAGUCCGCAGACACCUCAGCCACUGCUGCUGCUGCUGCACUUCUAGACGGAGACAGGCAGCAGCAACAGCAGCAGCAGCAGCAGCAGCAGCAGCAGCAGAGUUCAAAUAUGAGAAGAGGCACACGAGCUCCUUCUUUUGCUGUCUUCACUGAUGAGUACCUCCACAUCAUCCUCGGCAGAAUUGCAGAAAAGUCCGCAGACACCUCAGCCACUGCUGCUGCUGCUGCUGCUGCUGCUGCUGCUGCUGCUGCUGCUGCUGCUGCUGUUGCUGUUGCUGUUGCUGCUGCUCUGACGCUGACGUGGCUGGAGGCCUUCGUAGACUUGGCUGGAGUCGACGUCUCCCAGGUGGAGGAAGAGCAGUGUGACGAGCACGCAUGCGCUGCUGCUGCUGCUGCUGCUGCUUCUGCCGCUGCUGCUGCUGCUGCAUGUGUUGCUGCUGGCAACAGCAACCUGCACCAACAGCAGGGCACACCAGCUGGUGGAGAGGCAGAAGAAGAAGCCAAGCUACUCGAGAGAAAGCUGACGCUGACGUGGCUGGAGGCCUUCGUAGAUUUGGCUGGAGUCGACGUCUCCCAGGUGGAGGUCGGCAUCGCGCUGCAGCAGCUGCAGACGCAGUGUCUGUCUCCGGUGCUGACAGCAGGGUUCUUCUUCAGUCAGCUGAUGCUGGAGCGACACGCAGCCUACGAAGACGCUCUCCAGUGGGCCGUUCAGGUUGUGGACUCCGCGACCUCCCCUGGCCAGCGACAGCAGCAGCAGCAGCAGCAGCAGCAGCGGCAGCAGCAGCAGCAGCAGCAGCAGCAGCAGGGAGGAAGUGUUGAAGGCGACCCCCAGACGCUAGCUGGGAGAGCGGCUCUUGAGGAGGCCUUUGCUCUCUUCGGCAGCGCAAAUGCCCAGGCUAUCAGCAGGCAACACUUUCGCACAGUGCUGCACGUGUGCGUGCCUGGGCUUUCUUCUUUGCUGCUGGAUAAGGCCUACCAGCUGGCUCCGAAGGAUAAGGGGGGGAACGUGAGGCUGACCGCAGGGUUCUUCUUCAGUCAGCUGAUGCUGGAGCGACACGCAGCCUACGAAGACGCUCUCCAGUGGGCCGUUCAGGUUGUGGACUCCGCGACCUCCCCUGGCCAGCGACAGCAGCAGCAGCAGCAGCAGCAGCAGCAGCAGCAGCAGCAGGGAGGAAGUGUUGAAGGCGACCCCCAGACGCUAGGUGGGAGAGCGGCUCUUGAGGAGGCCUUUGCUCUCUUCGGCAGCGCAAAUGCCCAGGCUAUCAGCAGGCCACACUUUCGCACAGUGCUGCACGUGUGCGUGCCUGGGCUUUCUUCUUUGCUGCUGGAUAAGGCCUACCAGCUGGCUCCGAAGGAUAAGGGGGGGAACGUUAGGUUUAGUUUGUGGCUGAAGCGGUUAGACCUCGAAAGGCAGCCGCGAGACACUGCAGCAGCAGAAGCAGCAACAGCUGCAGCAGCAGACGAAGCAGCAGCUGCAUCACUCACUUCUGCUGCUGUUUCCGCUGCUGCUGCUGCUGACAAGCAUUCGUCUGCCGCUCAAUACGAGCAGACUGCUGCUGCUGCUGCUGUCGCUGCUGCUGCUCCUGCUGCUGCUGCUACUGCUACUGCUGCGGGUGACCAGCUAAGCAUGGCAGCUACCGCAGCAGCAGCACCAGCAGCAGCAUCAGGAACAGCUGCAGCAGCAGCACAGCAGCACAACGAGCCAACCCUGGGGGUCUCGUCGAACUCUAUGGAUAUAUUGAUGGGUCGUGACCUGACGCACGUGCUGCAGCAGCAGCAGCAGCAGCAGCGCGAGCAGCAGCAACUCCAGCAGCAACAGCGCCAACACCACGAACAGCGACCGCAGCAGCAGCACCAGCAACAGCAGCAGCAGCAGCCCCCUGGGGAGCAGCAGCAGCAGUAUAACCCGGCGGAGGAAAGGAAGCAGCUGCACCACCAGCAGCAACACGACAAGGUGGAGAAGCAGCCCCAGGUGCCGCAGCAGCAGCAGCAGCAGCAGCAAGUGCAGCAGCUGCAGCAGGAGCGGGGAUUGAAAGAACAGCAGCACAAACAUGGCGCAGCAGCAGCAGAGAGAGCAGCAGCAGAAGCAGCAACAGCAGCAGCAGCAGCAGCAGAAGCAGCAGUAUCAACAGCAACAGCAGCGCCAGGUACAGCGGCGGAAGCAAUGGCAGCAGCAGCUGUGGCGUUAGCCUGGGGUCUGCAUGGCUUGAGGACAAGUCUUUUCUCCUCCACAAGAACAACCAAUGCAGCAGCAGCAGCAGCAGCAGCAGCAGCAGCAGCAGCAGCAGCCCCCUCGAACUCUAUGGAUAUAUUGAUGGGUCAUGACCUGACGCACGUGCUGCAGCAACAGCAGCAGCAGCGCGAGCAGCAGCAACUCCAGCAGCAACAGCGCCAACACCACGAACAGCGACCGCAGCAGCAGCAACAGCAACAGCAGCAGCAGCAGCCCCCUGGGGAGCAGCAGCAGCAGUAUAAACCGGCGGAGGAAAGGAAGCAGCUGCGCCACCAGCAGCAACACGACAAGGUGGAGAAGCAGUCCCAGGUGCCGCAGCAGCAGCAGCAGCAGCAGCAGCAGCAAGUGCAGCAGCAGCAGCAGGAGGGGGGAUUGAAAGAACAGCAGCGCAAACAUGGCGGUCAUCUUAACCCCAUUGGGACCCUACAGCUACUGCAUCCUGUCUCGCCUUGCAGCAGCAGCAGCAGAGAGAGCAGCAAAAGAAGCAGCAACAGCAGCAGCAGCAGCAGCAGAAGCAGCAGUAUCAACAGCAACAGCAGCGCCAGGUACAGCGGCGGAAGCAACGGCAGCAGCAGCUGUGGCCUUAGCCUGGGGUCUGCAUGGCUUGAGGACAAGUCCGCGUUUCUCCUCCACAAGAACAACCAAUGCAGCAGCAGCAGCAGCAGCAGCAGCAGCAGCAGCAGCAGCAGGCAGCAGCAAGGGGGAGCAGGGCCUUUGGCGGCUUCACUCUGUUCUCUUUCGUCUCCUCAGCUCAGCAGCUCAACGGAGACACUCAGCAGCAGCUGUCUCUCUUCGCGUCCUUCUCUGUCUCUCUCUGCGCAUCGCCCUUUGCAGCCUGGCAGCAGCAGCAGCAGCAGCAGCAGCAGCAGCAACAGCAGCAGCAACAACGACAACAGCAGCAGCAGCAGGUCAUCACAAAGCGGCAUGCUGCCACAAGCCACGACGCCUUCGCUGCAGCAGCCGCAGCAGCAGCAGGAACACCAGCAGCAGCAUCAGCAGCAGCACCAGCUGCAACCUCAGCACCCGCUGCUGCCUCAGCAGCAUACACCUGAGCGUGACCGUACGCAGUGCCCAACUCCUGCUGCGGUAGCGACUGCUGCUGCUGCUGCUGCUGCUGCUGCACCAGCUGCUGCUGCUGAACCAGCAGCUGCUGCUGCUGCAGCUGAUGCUUUGUGCAGCUCGGUCCUUCUACAUCUUCCUCCUGAUUCUCCUCCGUUAGGUGCAGCUCCUGUUGCUGCUUCUGUCGCUGCUGCUGCUCCUGUUGUUGCUGCUGUUCCUGCUGCUGCUCCUGUUGCUGCUGCUGCUGCUGUUCCUCUUGCUACUGCUGCUGCUCCUUGCUGCUGUCCACAAAUGUCGAAGCAGGGAAUGACAACCGUCACAGCAGCCCCCGGGGUCCGAAGCAGCAGUGACGUGCAGCAGCAGCAGCAGCAACAGCAGCAGCAGCAGCAGCAGCAGCAGCAGCAACUGCUGCUCCAGACCCCAGGUCCUCAAACACCUGCGGUAUUUGCAGAACAUUGGGGAAAGGGCACAGCAGCACAAGAGGCAGCAGGUGCUCUCCCUUCUGCUGCUGCUGCUACUGCUGCUGCUGGUGUUCCUUCUAGUACAGCUACAGCUACUGCUGCUGCUACUGCUGCUGCUGCUGCUGCUGCUGCUGCUGCUGAGGCUGUUUCACCCUUACGGGCUGUCGAUACACCUCAAGAGGUGCGGCUCCGUCUUAGCGGUGGUGCAGCUGCUGCAGCACCUGGUGCUGCCUGUGCCGCUGCUGCUGCUGCUCCCGCUGCUGCUGCUGCUGCUGCUCCUGCUGCUGUUGUUUCCCCUCAUGUCUGUGAGACAGCGGAUUGGUUCGUGGAUGGCUCACAAACUCCCCAGCAGCAGCAGCAGCAGCAGCAGCAGCAGCAGCCACUGCAGCAGCAAAUGCAGCGGCAGCAGCAGCAGAUACAGACACAGCAGCACUUAGACGGCUGGCUGCAGCGAACCCCCGGCGGCAGCUGCUGCGUUCCCCAACACCGUAUCAACAGCAGCAGCAGCAGCAGCCGCAGCAGCAGCAGAUGCAGUAGCAGCAGAAGCAGCACAACCAGCUGCUGCAGCAGGAGAACCACCAGCAGCGACAAGAGGAGCUGCACGGCAACGCGGAGACAGAGAAGAAGCAGCUGCAUGCAGAUGUCUCUCCUGAAAGCAGAUGCGCAGCACUUGGGCCUCCUAGGCCCCGAGCACCAGCAGCAGCAGCAGCAGCAGCAGCAGCAGCAGCUGCUGCUGCUGCAGCGACUGCAGCAGCACCAAGAGCAACAGCCAGAACUGACACAGGCGCAGGUUGAGCAAACGAAACAAAUAAAGCAGGUGCAGCAGAUGCAACAGCAGCAGCAGCAGCAGCAGCAACAGCAGAUGCAGCAGCAGCAGAUGCAGCAGCAUCUGGAGCAGCAGCUGCAUAGCCAGCACCAGCUGCAGCAGCUGACUUGCCCGCACCUAGAGCAGCAGAGGCAGAACGCAUGCACCACUCCUCUUGCUGCUGCUGCUCCCUUGGGCGCCCGCUGCUGCAGCAGCAGCAGCAUUCAUCCUUGCUGCUGCAGCAGGAAGCCAGCUGCUGGUGGCUGCGGUCAGGAGGCCUCCGCUGCUGCGUCGCAGCACAACCUGUCGCUGCAGCAGCAGCAGCAGCUACAGCAGCAGCUGCAACAGGAAGCGAAGCAGCAGUUGCAGCAGAAGGUGCAGCAAGAGGCGCAGCAGCAGCAGCCGCUGCAGCAGGCAACACUGCAGACACAACAGCAUUUCUAUGGAGACGCCUCCAUCUACUCGCAGCCGCGCUGCCCAUGGCUACCCCUCAGACCUCAGCAGCAGCACGGGAAGCAGCAGCAGCAGCAGCAGCAGCAGCAGCAGCAACAGCAGCAGCAGCAGCAACAGCAGCAGCAGCAGCAACAGCAGCAGCAGUUCCCACUCCUGCAGCAAGGGCUGCUGUUGCAGCAGCUGAAGCACCCGUCGCACGCGCCGGUAUUUGGAGCCGAUAUAACUGAAAGGACCCCAGCAUCUUUUGCUGCUGCUGCUGCUGCUGCUGCUGUCUGCUCAUCGCCCUUUGCAGCCUGGCAGCAGCAGCAGCAGCAGCAGCAGCAACAGCAGCAGCAACAACGACAACAGCAGCAGCAGCAGGUCCUCACAAAGCGGCAUGCUGCCACAAGCCACGACGCCUUCGCUGCAGCAGCAGCAGCAGCAGCAGGAACACCAGCAGCAGCAUCAGCAGCAGCAACAGCUGCAACGUCAGCACCCGCUGCUGCCUCAGCAGCAUACACCUGA
Molecule: messenger RNA, 5943 nt
Organism: Eimeria mitis
Lineage: Eukaryota; Apicomplexa; Conoidasida; Eucoccidiorida; Eimeriidae
Exons: 14
Coding region: 1-5943 (1980 amino acids)
Biological process (GO): regulation of transcription by RNA polymerase II
Cellular component (GO): SWI/SNF complex; nucleus
Molecular function (GO): transcription coregulator activity
Source: RefSeq, a predicted model, not a curated record